Castor canadensis (American beaver) is the source of this 7997-nucleotide messenger RNA. RefSeq names its product DNA methyltransferase 3 alpha (gene Dnmt3a). Gene Ontology annotation, cellular component: nucleus; cytoplasm. Gene Ontology annotation, biological process: negative regulation of DNA-templated transcription. The record is from RefSeq and is a predicted model, not a curated record. NCBI's taxonomy places the organism in Eukaryota, Metazoa, Chordata, Mammalia, Rodentia, Castoridae. Gene Ontology annotation, molecular function: DNA (cytosine-5-)-methyltransferase activity.
GUGGGGACGCCAGGGUCGCCCCAUGAAGCAGCGCCACCCCCCACCCCCCCGCACACACUCACACGCACGCGGACACACUCACGCACACGCACCCCCGCCGGGCCGGUGCAGACGUGUCCUUGAAAGCUUCGCAUUUGAACAGUGAAGGACGAGGCCUCCCCGAGGCUGCGGAUCAGGGUCCUCCGCCCCAUGUCCCCGAACCCCGGGAGACCCUGAGCUUCAGAGUUGCAGGCGGCCGCGGUCCGUGUCCCGCCCUCGCCCGUGCUCCCCUCCCUAGGCGGCCCUGCCCUCCCUCUCCGUCUGCGCGGACCGAGCUGGCGCGGAUCCAGGGCCCGCCCCCGGCCUCCCCCAGCCCCUCUUCGCUGGGGCCCGCGGCCCUCCGGCUGCCAAACUGCUUUUCGCUUUCCUGGAGCCUGCCUUCUUGGGGGCACCCUCUCCCUUCCCUCCGCCUCUGCUGUUUUCCCCUUGGCUCCAUCCCUUCCGUGCUCCCUCCCCUCUCUCUGUUGCAAGGCCAGUUGAGUAGGUGUCGGCACCUUGGGUGGGAGUGGGGUCCCGCUGACUCAACCUUGGACUCCAAGGGGAGCCCCCUGUGGCUGCACCUUGACCCAAGAUGGCGUCCUGCACCCAGCUGGGCAGCUCUGGCCUGCGUCGGCUUUGGGAGGAAGGGCUACGGACUGUAGCCACACAACUGCCCCUUCUCAAACCAGCAGGGACAGGAGUCCUCGGGAGUAGCACCCUCCGCCCUGUGACCCAGCUUGCCCCUCACUGCCGUGCCCAGAGACUGCCAUCAGCAUCCCUGGGGACAGUUCAGUCUUCAUGUUUCACCCUGGGCUGCCAGCGGCUGAACCUCCUCCUGGGCAGGCGGAUGGGCGGGCUGCGCAGCGAUCCUAGGAUCAGGUGCUGCUUCACUGUGCCUCCUCCCUCCCCACAGAUGUGACAGCUGCAGCCUCAGGAGCUAUUCUGGCGUUGCUGGGGUGUUAGGACUGGCCUGUGGGAUUUGGGGAACCCAGCUGUCAGGUGGACCUCUUUGGGCUGUCCCUUCUUGUCAUUUCUUGGUAGUUUGCUAAGCCACUUGGUUUUAGCGAGUUAAGUUGUGGGGUUUCCUGCAGAUUUCUGGGGCAAGAUGGCUGGCCCCUGGGUUACAGAGACCUUGGUGAAGCUGUCCACAAGCAACUCUGUCAAAUGUGUGCAUGUAUGUACCCCAUCCUUCCCCUGGGAGCGGCCCCAGGCCAAGCUGUGUAGUGAAUCUGGCACCUGCCUGCCUCCCUCCCAGAGCCCUCUGCUCCCCUGGGCCAUAGCCCCCUGCCCAGCAUCUCAUCCCACUCCUCCUUCUGCUCCUUGGUGCUUGUCCCUCAUCAAAUCUGCUGACCCUGGGUUUCCUUAUUAUUCCACCAGGCUUGAGUGCCCAAUGGGAGCCUGACCCUAGGAAAGGUGAAUCCCUUCUAGACUCAAGGAAUGAGAGUCCACGUCCGCAGUUAGAGGGCUGCCCUCCAGCACUGGAAGAGCCUAGCGGAGGCUGCCAGUGGCCAUCUGUCAGGGUGUCUGCGGACAGGAUUCCUCUGUGGGGUGGGGGUUGGAUGGAGCUUGGAAGCCCAUUCCAACUUUGAAAUUCUGUGGCUGUGUUUCUCAUGGUGGAAUUUCAGACCCAGAAUGGGGGCAGGGUGGUCUGUUUCUGCCUACAGCAGUGGUGAUGGGAAGGCUUCCUAGAAGAGGCAUGAGAGAUCAAGGAGAGGUGCUGUGAGAGUGGGGAUCCUACAGGAGACAGGUUUGUCACUCUGACUCUGAAGAGGGUGUAAAGUACAGCCUCCAUUAAGCCUUCACUUGUGUGGGCCCUUCUGUAGGUUUUGUGGAAAUCCGUGUGCAUGGAUAAUUUAUAACGAUUUCUUCCUGAAUCCAAUUUGCUACAAGUCCCUCAUGGAUAGUUCACUAUCACUUUCACAUCCCUCUAGGCCAUUGGCCCUCUCAAAAAGCCAGCCAGGAAGACAGGACAUGCCAUGAGGCCCUUGUCCUGGGUCUGUGGGCUGGAGGAAGUUGGAGCUGGGCCUGCCCUCUGGGGAACCUCAGCUGCUGCGUGGGUCUACUCCCCUAUCAAUGUGGUGAAAGGCAUCUACUAGCCUUGGCCACCCUGUUGGAUGUUUGGUGGGGCCUCUAUGGCCAUAUGCGGAAUGGCAGGGAAGUCCACCUCCCUGCCCUCUCCAGGAGGCAGGUUUAUAACUGCUCUCUUGUGCCUCCUGUUGCUGUCCCUGUACCCAAUGGCCAUCGCCUGCUGUAGGUCACAUCUCCCUGAGAGACCCAUGUUCUUUCCCAGAGCUCCUGAAGGCUUCUGUUUUGGGAAGCCAGGUGGAAAGAGGAGCCUCGGAGAAGCCUUGCCAUCUUUCUAAUGGGUGGAACCUUCGGAAGCCCAAAUCUACAGGCAAAGGCAGCGACUCAUCAGAGGGCUGGACACUGGGAUCUAUGUUUAAGUUUUAACUCUCGCUUACAAAGACCACAAUAAUUCCUUCCCUGAAGCCCACCAGCCCCCCAGCCCCGCGCAGCCCCAGCCUGCCUCCCACCGCCCAGCUACCCGCCAUGCCCUCCAGUGGCCCGGGGGACACCAGCAGCUCUGCUCAAGAGCGGGAGGAGGACCGAAAGGAAGGAGAGGAGCAGGAGGAGCCUCGAGGCAAGGAGGAGCGCCAGGAGCCCAGCGCCACGGCCCGGAAGGUGGGGAGGCCUGGCCGGAAGCGCAAGCACCCUCUGGUGGAAAGCAAUGACACGCCCAAAGACCCUCCAGUGACCUCCAAGUCCCCAUCUAUGGCCCAGGACUCAGGCCCCUCAGAACUGUUGCCCAACGGGGACUUGGAGAACCGUAGUGAGCCCCAGCCAGAAGAGGGGAGCCCCGCUGGGGGGCAGAAGGGCGGGGCCCCAGCUGAGGGAGAUGGUGCAGCUGAGACCCCGACUGAAGCCUCCAGAGCAGUGGAGAAUGGCUGCUGUGCACCCAAGGAGGGCCGAGGAGCCCCUGCGGAAGAGGGCAAAGAACAGAAGGAGACCAACAUUGAAUCCAUGAAAAUGGAGGGCUCCCGGGGCCGGCUGCGGGGUGGCUUGGGCUGGGAGUCCAGCCUCCGCCAGCGCCCCAUGCCACGGCUCACCUUCCAGGCGGGGGAUCCCUACUACAUCAGCAAGCGGAAGCGGGAUGAGUGGCUGGCACGCUGGAAAAGGGAGGCUGAGAAGAAAGCCAAGGUAAUUGCAGUAAUGAAUGCUGUGGAAGAAAACCAGGGGUCCGGGGAGUCUCAGAAGGUGGAGGAGGCCAGCCCUCCUGCCGUGCAGCAGCCCACUGACCCUGCAUCCCCCACCGUGGCCACCACACCUGAGCCUGUGGGGGCUGAUGCUGGGGACAAGAAUGCCACAAAAGCAGCUGACGACGAACCUGAGUAUGAGGACGGCCGGGGCUUUGGCAUUGGGGAGCUGGUCUGGGGGAAACUACGGGGCUUCUCCUGGUGGCCAGGCCGCAUUGUGUCUUGGUGGAUGACUGGCCGGAGCCGAGCAGCUGAAGGCACUCGCUGGGUCAUGUGGUUCGGAGAUGGCAAGUUCUCUGUGGUGUGUGUCGAGAAGCUGAUGCCGCUGAGCUCCUUCUGCAGUGCGUUCCACCAGGCUACCUACAAUAAACAGCCCAUGUACCGCAAAGCCAUCUAUGAAGUCCUGCAGGUGGCCAGCAGCCGUGCAGGGAAGCUGUUCCCAGCCUGCCAUGACAGUGAUGAGAGUGACACUGCUAAGGCUGUGGAAGUGCAGAACAAGCAGAUGAUUGAAUGGGCCCUCGGGGGAUUCCAGCCCUCUGGUCCCAAGGGCCUGGAGCCACCAGAAGAGGAGAAGAAUCCCUACAAAGAAGUUUACACGGACAUGUGGGUUGAGCCUGAGGCAGCUGCCUACGCACCACCCCCACCAGCCAAAAAACCCCGAAAGAGCACAACAGAGAAACCCAAGGUCAAGGAGAUCAUUGACGAGCGCACAAGAGAGCGGCUGGUGUACGAGGUGCGACAGAAGUGCCGGAACAUUGAAGACAUUUGCAUCUCAUGUGGGAGCCUUAAUGUCACUCUGGAGCACCCUCUCUUCAUUGGUGGAAUGUGCCAGAACUGCAAGAACUGCUUCCUGGAGUGUGCGUACCAGUACGAUGAUGAUGGCUAUCAGUCUUACUGCACCAUCUGCUGUGGGGGGCGCGAGGUGCUCAUGUGUGGGAACAACAACUGCUGCCGGUGCUUUUGUGUGGAGUGCGUGGAUCUCUUGGUGGGGCCAGGGGCUGCCCAAGCAGCCAUAAAGGAAGACCCCUGGAACUGCUACAUGUGCGGACACAAGGGCACCUAUGGUCUACUGCGGCGACGGGAUGACUGGCCCUCUCGCCUCCAGAUGUUCUUCGCCAAUAACCAUGACCAGGAAUUUGACCCUCCAAAGGUUUACCCUCCUGUCCCAGCUGAGAAGAGGAAGCCCAUUCGGGUGCUGUCUCUCUUUGAUGGAAUUGCUACAGGGCUUCUGGUGCUGAAGGACUUGGGCAUUCAGGUGGACCGCUACAUUGCCUCGGAGGUGUGUGAGGACUCCAUCACGGUGGGCAUGGUGCGGCACCAGGGGAAGAUCAUGUACGUCGGGGACGUCCGCAGCGUCACACAGAAGCAUAUCCAGGAGUGGGGCCCAUUCGAUCUGGUGAUUGGGGGCAGUCCCUGCAAUGAUCUCUCCAUUGUCAACCCUGCCCGCAAGGGACUCUACGAGGGCACUGGCCGGCUCUUCUUUGAGUUCUACCGCCUCCUGCAUGAUGCGCGGCCCAAGGAGGGAGAUGAUCGCCCCUUCUUCUGGCUCUUUGAGAAUGUGGUGGCCAUGGGCGUUAGUGACAAGAGGGACAUCUCGCGAUUUCUCGAGUCCAACCCUGUGAUGAUUGAUGCCAAAGAAGUGUCAGCUGCACACAGGGCCCGCUACUUCUGGGGUAACCUUCCCGGUAUGAACAGGCCGUUGGCAUCCACUGUGAAUGAUAAGCUGGAGCUGCAGGAGUGUCUGGAACAUGGCAGAAUAGCCAAGUUCAGCAAAGUGAGGACCAUUACUACUAGGUCAAACUCCAUAAAGCAGGGCAAAGACCAGCAUUUCCCCGUCUUCAUGAAUGAGAAAGAGGACAUCCUUUGGUGCACUGAAAUGGAAAGGGUUUUUGGCUUCCCUGUCCACUAUACAGACGUCUCCAACAUGAGCCGCUUGGCGAGGCAGAGACUGCUGGGCCGGUCGUGGAGCGUGCCAGUCAUCCGCCACCUCUUCGCUCCACUGAAGGAAUAUUUUGCUUGUGUGUAAGGGACAUGGGGGCAAACUGAGGUAGUGACACAAAGUUAAACAAACAAACAGAAAAAACUACAAAACACCAAGAACGUGAGGACGGAGAGAAGUAUCAGCACCCAGAAGAGAAAAAGGAAUUUAAAACAAAAACCACAGGUGGAAAUACCGGAGGGCUUUGCCUUGCGAAAAGGGUUGGACAUCAUCUCCAGAUUUUUUCAAUGUUAACCUUCAGUCCUAUUUAAAAAGCAACACCAAGCCCCCCUCCCCUUCCUCCCUAUCCCCUCUUUUUGGGUCAAACCUUUUGUUUUCUACUCUUUUCAGAGGGGCUUUCUGUUUGUUUGGGUUUUUGUUUCUUGCUGUGACUGAAACGAGGGUUUAUUGCAGCAGAAAUCAGUUAACAACAACAAAAAAAAAAACCAGUAAAUAUCUUGCAGAAGAAAGGCAGGAGAGAGGGAAAAAAUUCUAUAGAAAUCUAUAUUGUUUUUUGUUUUGUUUUUUUUUUUUUAAACUAUAUAUCUUUCUUUUGUUGUCUCUAGCCUGAUCAGAUAGGAGCACAAGUGGGGACAGAAAAUAGAGACCCUCGGGUGGGUGGCAGAAUUCCCUCCCCGCCGGGGCAGUCUCACCAGCACCAUUCCUGGUCAUGCAAAACAGAACCCAACUAGCAUCAGGGAGAUGAGAACACCACACAGACACUUUUCUACAGUAUUUCAGGUGCCUACCACACAGGAAACCUUGAAGAAAAGCAGUUUCUAGAAGCUGCUGUUACCUCUUGUUUACAGUUUAUAUAUAUAUGAUAGAUAUGAGAUAUAUAUAUAAAAGGUACUGUUAACUACUGUACAACCCGACUUCAUAAUGGUGCUUUCAACAGCGAGAUGAGCAAAAACAUCAGCUUCCAUCUGGCCUUAUGUGCAAAGGGUUUUAAUCAAGGAUGGGGAAAGGGAUUCGGCGUGGAGCAGGCUUCUUGUCUGGUGGGGUUUCUUUACCCCUUGGUGUUUAACCAACUGAAGGAGGAGAAUUGAGGAGUGGAGUUCUCCUGCUUCCCCUGCCAAAAAAAGGGGGGAUCAGCCGAGGUGGUUAGGACUUGGGGAAGCUGAGCGUGGAGUUCAUCCAGACUCAUGCAAUAACCAUUGAAUUUUUUUUCUUAAAAAAAAAAAAAAAAGACUCCCUUGGCAAGAUGGCAGAGCGAGGAGUCUUCACCCCUGAUUUCUCAGAUUAGCCAAGUCAAGGGCUCCUUGUGGUGGGAUCAGAAAUAAUCCAGAGUGUGGGAAAGUGAUAGUUUAAAAAAAAAAAAAAAAACCCACCUGGAGCAAAUAAAAAAACAUACAAAACGUACUGGUGCUUUCCUGUCUAAGUCGCCUUUUGUGUGUUCUUUUAUGAGGCCUCCACCAUCCUCCCCUCUGCGCACAAGGCGGCUUGGCCCUCGGAAUGUGAUGUUUUUGAUCAUCUCCAAAGGCUGCAGUUUUAUACUGGGAGGCUGAUGACACCUUUUAUUAUGAUUAUUCUUAUGGUUCUGGUUAUAAUUAUGUUUGUUUUAAGAUUUUCUUUAAGAAAACAAAAACCCAACACCCUUCCCUUUAGGUUACAAACCAAGGUGCGGGGAGCCAGGUGCUUCUCAAUAGUGGUGGCUCUGGUGCCCUGGCUCCCACCCCUCGGGCCAGGUGGGCCACUGAGCAGCACGGCGACAAGCUGGGCGGCCAGGGAGUCCCUGAGGCCUGCUCUCCGGGCUGGUCACUAUUCUCUUCUACUUCCCCUCCUCGUGAGUCUGGUGUGUCAGGGCGGAGGGAGGCCCGGGCAGCCUCUCUCCUUGUGUGUGUGGUUGGAGUGGUGUGUGUUUCUUUUCUAGUGUUUGGUCUGAUAGCUGUGCUCUUACCUCUGAGUCAGCAGCACCUGGAGCCCACAUGCUCGCACUUUGUUUGCUUCCUACCGGGGCAGGCGUUGGCAGUGGGAAGGGACGGCGUUGUUGGCUCCAGGGCGAGGGCCCAAUGGGCAGAGCUUGCCUGGAUGGAUGGGGUGUAGAUAUGUGGCAUAUAGAGAUAUAUAUUUUAUAAGGGGAGGGGGGGCGGCACCUCCUGGGACCGGCAGAGCUCGGAGGUGUGCCGUCAAGCACACGGUCCGGAGAUCGCAUCCCUAGAAAGAUGGAGCCUAUGGUGAUAGGCGCUAUAUAAAUACAUAGAUAGGGUCAUGUAUUAGAAAUAUUACGUCGUGGGGUGUGGGAGGAGCAGGCUCAGUGUGCUGAGCCUGGGGCCUUGCCGCAGACAGUCCCACACCAGCCAGUCAGUCUCACAUGCACAGGAACCUAUUUCUAUUCAGACGCAUGCCGAGCGCACACACCAGGGAGCUCCCAGCGCUCUGCUCCCAGGAUCAGGACUUCAUGGAGUCAGCCCGGGCAGCUCUUUACCUCUGUUGCCCUGAUAGCAGGCAGACCCGGUCCUAGAAGUUGCUAGGUGCUGAAGGCAGGAAGAGGAGGUUUGAUCCAAGCAGGUGCUUCCUCUAGCAGGUCAUAUUCUGUCCCUUUUGCCCCUGGUGAUGUCAAAGAUUCUUCUGUUAGCAACCUGUGAUACUGACCUGCAACUCCAGGCACCGGUAAAGUCAGCCCUCACUCCCCCUACCUAUUCUCCCCAACCAAAAUCAAAUUGCUGUCCCUGACUGUCUUGGCCACAGGGCUUCCAUUAGGGAAAAAAAAAAAAGGGACAGUGAACCUCAACUUUUGGCUGAAG